This is a messenger RNA of Glycine soja, 1617 nucleotides long. RefSeq lists its product as uncharacterized. The transcript has 6 exons. The record is from RefSeq and is a predicted model, not a curated record. Gene Ontology annotation, biological process: meristem development; meristem maintenance. NCBI's taxonomy places the organism in Eukaryota, Viridiplantae, Streptophyta, Magnoliopsida, Fabales, Fabaceae. The coding region runs from base 1 to 1617 and encodes 538 amino acids.
AUGGUUAGAACACGAGGUCUACGUCAUGUGUUUGGCACAGGUAGAGGCAGAGACCUUAGUCAGGAUGUGCCUGAGGCUGAUGUUCCUCGGUGUCGUAGGCCCACUGCCUCAGCACGUAGGCAACGGGUUACCCAGAGAGCCGAGGAUGUUCCUCAGUUGCCUAAGGAUGUGCCUCAUGUGUCUGAUGGUAGCCCAGAGAGGACAGGAGCCGCCGAUGGUGUUGAGACAGAUCGAGUGGCUAGUGAUGGGAGCUUGGGGGCACCUGCUGAUGAUGAGGGGUUCCCUGGUGGGCCACGCGAUCCAUCUGUUUUGAUAGGAUUUGCUGAUCAUGAGCGACCCGAUCUCAAGUUGGUCUCCCAUGGUAGGAAAGUAGACAAAUUUGGGAGACCGGCUGCUGAGAUUGAAGGUAUGAUUGCGGCCACUGGAUUGGAUCCACUAAUCAGGUAUUCUGUAAUCACCACUGAUCCUGGACUCAUAUCCUCCUUUGUUGAGAGGUGGCAUAGGGAGACGGGCAGCUUCCACCUCCCAGUAGGGGAGGUGACGAUCACUCUAGACGACGUUUCGUCACUCCUGCACAUUCCGAUUACUGGCGCGCUGCAUUCAUUCGAGCCACUGGUUACAUCUGACACAGUGGCCCUGAUGAUGGAGCUACUUGAGGUCACCCCAGACGAGGCUACAGUUGAGACACAUCAGGCAGGCGGGUCUCAUGUUCGGUUGUCCUGGCUUCAAGAUAUGUACCAGAGUAGGUGCCGGGCCAGGCAGUGGGCUGCUGCAGCUCGGACGGACCUGGGCCAGGCAGGGGCAUUCUCUUGGGGAGCGGCCGCUUUGGUCCACUUGUACGAUCAGCUUAACGAGGCGUCGCAGGCCCCUACAUGGCAGAUGGCCGGUUACAUUUCACUACUUCAGUGCUGGAUUUAUGAGCACUUUCCAUCGGUCCAUAGGUGUGUUGUUGACGAUGGAUAUGUUAAGGCUAGCCCACGUUCCUGUAGGUGGCUUACGGGUAAGGCCCAGAUGACCGGGAUUAAGGGAGCCCCUUACAGAGCACGUAUUGAUGCCCUGACAGUGACCGACGUCUGUUGGAUGCCGUAUGCUGAGCAUCGGGGAGUUCGGGGCUAUGACUUGAUCUCCUCGUGCACGGGGCAAGCCGUUCCUCCGCCACCGGUUCGUGAUUCGUUGACAGGUACUGAUAUAGAUGACCAGUGGGUACACUUUUCAGAUCAUGUGGUGCCUACAGGGGAGCUCUGUGUAGUUCCUAAGCAAGUGGCCCCAGACUACAUGGAGUGGUUUUUUCAGAUUUCGCACCCUUUUGUGACGCCGACGGAGGACACUGCUAAGCCGAGACCUGCGCCUCCCCCUCCCACUCAUGAUGAUGACUUCGUCGAGCCACCUGUCGCCAAGGUUCCAGUCGUGUCAGAUCCCCCUAUGCGUUAUGUGGUUGAUUGCACAGCAUGUGUCAAGAUUGGAAGGAUUGCUGAGCAUUUGGAGCGCGUCAUCAACCUCAGGAUGGUGACUGCAGGGACUGACUUAUAUGAUAUCAUGGAUCUUUGUCUAAGGAUAGCUAGAGAUGACGACCCAGAUGACAGUCUUAGGCCACGACAGAGACCCCACAUAGAUUAG